AUGGACGGAACAUACACCAUGGCACCUACUCCGGUGCAAGGUCAACCAUCUUUUGCAUACUACCCUGAUUCGCAGCAAAGACAACAUUUCACCAGCCACCCCUCAGAUAUGCAGUCAUACUAUGGCCAAGUGCAGGCCUUCCAGCAACAACCACAGCACUGCAUGCCGGAGCAGCAGACUCUCUACACUGCCCCUCUUAUGAACAUGCACCAGAUGGCUACCACUAACGCCUUCCGUGGCGCCAUGAACAUGACUCCUAUUGCCUCUCCUCAGCCGUCACACCUCAAGCCCACAAUUGUUGUGCAGCAGGGCUCUCCUGCCCUGAUGCCUUUGGACACGAGGUUCGUCGGUAACGACUACUACGCAUUCCCCUCCACCCCACCACUCUCCACAGCUGGAAGCUCAAUCAGCAGUCCGCCUUCUACCAGCGGCACUCUUCACACCCCAAUCAAUGACAGCUUCUUUGCUUUCGAGAAGGUGGAGGGUGUCAAGGAGGGAUGCGAGGGAGAUGUUCAUGCAGAGAUUCUGGCCAAUGCUGACUGGACCCGAUCUGACUCGCCGCCUCUUACUCCUGUGUUCAUCCAUCCGCCUUCCCUCACCGCCAGCCAAACAUCCGAGCUUCUGUCAGCGCACAGCUCUUGCCCAUCUCUUUCCCCAUCGCCAUCUCCCGUGGCCCCCACAUUCGUUGCCCAGCCUCAAGGUCUGCCGACCGAGCAGUCCAGCUCCGACUUCUGUGACCCCCGUCAGCUGACGGUCGAGUCCUCCAUCAAUGCCACCUCUGCAGACCUGCCGCCUCUGCCCACGCUUUCUUGCGAUGACGAGGAGCCUCGCGUGGUUUUGGGCAGCGAGGCCGUGACCCUUCCUGUCCAUGAGACUCUCUCGCCCGCCUUCACCUGCUCCUCUUCGGAGGACCCUCUCAGCAGCCUGCCCACCUUUGACAGCUUCUCGGACCUGGACUCGGAAGACGAAUUCGUCAACCGCCUGGUCGACUUCCCCCCUAGUGGCAACGCCUACUACCUGGGCGAGAAGAGGCAGCGUGUGGGAACGACAUACCCUCUCGAGGAAGAGGAGUUCUUCAGUGAGCAGAGCUUCGACGAGUCUGACGAGCAGGAUCUCAGUCAGUCCAGUCUUCCUUACUUGGGAAGCCACGACUUCACUGGCGUUCAGACCAACAUCAAUGAAGCCUCGGAGGAGAUGGGUAACAAGAAGCGGAACAACCGCAAGUCGCUGAAGCGGGCUAGUACCUCGGACAGCGAAACGGACUCGAUUAGCAAGAAGUCGCAACCUUUGGUCAACAGCCGUGCCACCAGCACGGAGACAAACGCCUCGACACCCCAGGCUGUCCAGGCCCGCCACAACUCCGACGCGCAUUCUUGCGCUUCUGAGGCUCCUGCUGCCCCCGUUUCGGUUAACCGACGUGGUCGUAAGCAGUCCCUGACGGACGAUCCCUCCAAGACCUUUGUGUGCACUCUCUGCUCCCGUCGCUUCCGUCGCCAAGAGCACCUCAAGCGUCACUACCGCUCCCUCCACACUCAGGACAAGCCUUUCGAGUGCAACGAGUGCGGUAAGAAGUUCUCGCGGAGCGACAACCUUGCGCAGCACGCUCGCACUCAUGCGGGUGGCUCUGUCGUGAUGGGCGUCAUCGACACCGGCAAUGCGACCCCGCCAAACUCCUAUGAAGAACGAGACCCUAGUACGCUGGGGAACGUUCUCUACGAGGCCGCCAACGCCGCCGCUACCAAGUCGACAACCAGUGAGUCGGAUGAGAGUUCCUCUGACUCGCCGACCGUCGACCGACGGGCGCCCAAGAAGCGCAAGCGCGACAGCGACGCCUAG
Molecule: messenger RNA, 1836 nt
Organism: Aspergillus neoniger CBS 115656
Lineage: Eukaryota; Fungi; Ascomycota; Eurotiomycetes; Eurotiales; Aspergillaceae
Gene: sebA
Product: putative C2H2 transcription factor (Seb1)
Exons: 2
Coding region: 1-1836 (611 amino acids)
Biological process (GO): regulation of transcription by RNA polymerase II
Molecular function (GO): DNA-binding transcription factor activity; RNA polymerase II cis-regulatory region sequence-specific DNA binding
Source: RefSeq, a predicted model, not a curated record